Messenger RNA from Punica granatum (pomegranate), 1061 nucleotides. The record is from RefSeq and is a predicted model, not a curated record. NCBI's taxonomy places the organism in Eukaryota, Viridiplantae, Streptophyta, Magnoliopsida, Myrtales, Lythraceae.
AAAAGUUUCAGCGGUUUUCUAUUCUCCUCUGUCUUCUGCUGUCGCUCGUUCGUUCUUUCUCCAUUGUGCGUCUCUCUUAAUCUCACAGGGAGCUUAGCUCUCGUUCUCGCUCUCUCCUCCGUCCUCUCUCUCGAUCCUCUUGGUCGGGUUUCGUGUACGAUUCUUGUUGAAUCUUUCGAGGCUGUGGAAUUCCGGUCGUGCCGGGUUGCUGAGUUUCUUCUUGAUUUUUCAUGGUGCAUGCGACUGGAGCUGAUCGGGUUGAACCGUCAGAAUGGAUAAGCUGUACGGGUUGCCAUGUUCUGAUAUCUUUAGUAAUGGGAUGCGCAAACACUUCUCUUUGACUUCCACUGGACAACAUAAACAAGUUCUUGGUAUUAGUUCUGGAAGGAAGUGUAACUUUCUCCAAGGGCACAGCCAUAUCAAUUUCCAGAAGGCUCCAGAGUUUAAAGCAACUUCAAGACCAUUUUCUCCAAUAGCCUGUCAAGUGAAACGUGGGGACUUUGAGGGUUCCAUUAACCGUGAUAGCAUCAUAUUGGAUCAACAAAUGUUGGAGCAGGAGCUUCAGAUAGCCAUUGCUGAGGAAAAUUAUGCCAAGGCUGCUAAAAUCAGAGACAGUAUUAGAAAUCUUCAUGAGGAUAGUGUGGCUUCAGUAAUAGCAGCAAAUGCUCAAUUUUACGACUCAUUCAGGAAUGGCGAUAUAACGGCGAUGCAAACGCUAUGGUCUAGAGGGGACAAUGUUUGUUGUGUGCAUCCAGGUUCGCUUGGCAUAUCUGGUUAUGAAUUGGUGAUUGAUAGUUGGAAUCAUGUUUGGGCAAAUUAUGAAUUCCCUUUAGAGAUUGAGCUGCGCGAUGUUCGUGUUCAUGUUCGAGGGAGCAUGGGGUAUGUGACUUGUGUAGAGUUGGUUAGGACGAAAGGUAGCAGCUGGGGAGGGCAUUUUGUGACUAACGGGUUUGAAAAGGUGGAUGGCCGAUGGUUAAUUUGCAUUCACCAUGCCUCCCCUUUUGAUUUUUAAAUAGAAUGCCAUUCCUUCCUUGGAUAUAUAUAUAUAUACUUUUUUUCCC